This is a messenger RNA of Strongylus vulgaris, 135 nucleotides long. Lineage: Eukaryota; Metazoa; Nematoda; Chromadorea; Rhabditida; Strongylidae. The record is from the annotation of a GenBank genome assembly.
AUGAAUGCCUUCCGUCUUCAAGCAGACGCUCGCAAUAUGCGGAAGCGUGCAGCUGCGGCAAAAGCUGCAGCGGAGAAGAAGAUGAAAACGGAAGUGGCGCCACCUGUGUACUCAAGCCAGCAGCAAGCUGUGUAA